AUGUUGGUGACUUUCAAUUCGAAGGCUAAACGCACGAAUAAGAGGGAUGAGGUGGGGCGAAUGACGGGCGGAGAGGAUAUAAUGGUUUUAGGGGUCCCUAAGAGGAACGGUAAGGAUGAUGGAAAGGUCGGAAAGCCCCUGGUGGAAGGCCGGGGUGCAUCCAAGGUGGAUGUGAAGGCUGCGAAGAGCGAGAGUGGGACGAUCAGGAUAAUUGAGGACGCCCGGGACUUCCACAAGAUGAAGGCUUCGAGGAGAUCGAAGCAAGGAUGUUUGACGUGCAAGAUACGGAAGAAAAAAUGCAAUGAGAUGAGACCUGUUUGUGCGGACUGUGCUCGGUUGAAUAAAGAGUGUGUGUGGGUGGAUUAUAACACGAUGAGCGACGAGCAGAUCAGGGUGUUACGGGAACGAGUCGAGCACGAAGAGAGUGUGCUGAAGUUGCGGAAGCGUAAAGCUAGAGACUCGUCUACUGAAAUGGUCCGAACUUUGUACGACCCAACCCCGCUUGAAACGAACCACCAGGACACUCCGAUGACAUACGCUUAUGCGACGCAGAAAUUACAAGAGUCGUAUAGCAAGAUGUCGGAGCAUAGCGUGAAGAAGAGUCCGAAUCUGCUUUUUAGAGUAUUCAACAGCACACCUUCGCCAAGUUCGAGCACUCCUGUCCCUACGAUCUCGAGUCUCCAACAAGCAUUUGUAACCCCCAAUUCGCCUACCAUCAGCAACCUCAUGAACCCACUCGACCACGAAAAUGGAAAACAUAUCCCCACCAACGACGUGGUAGACCUUCCCAACCUUGGGUCAUAUGAAUCUAACCCAUAUGAUAAGGUGGCAUAUUCACCGUCGGAGUUCUUAAGCUUCCUAAGGGGAUUGAAUCAACCCUCAGACAAUACCAAGCAUGACGAAACUAGCUACGCAUUUCCAUUGCUAGGAGACCAACACGACAAGUCAAAGGAGACCAGCAUUAUACAAUCACCUAAUUUUUCUAUUCUGAAUAUAUUAGAACAGUUUUCUGGCGAAAGACAAUUAUCGCCAUCCAAUUUCAAUAACUUUGCAUCAUCCUUGAAUUCUAUAUUCACCCCAUUACCACCAUCACCGCCUUCAGUAAUCCCAGAAUUAACUGGCAAAAGCGCCUACUUAUACAACUAUUAUGUCGAAACCCUAUCUCGAAAAGUAUGUAUAGCGCCGAGUUCGCAGAAUGAUUCCAACUCGUACCAGAAUAUUUUUUUACCGCUUGCUCAUAAAGACAAGGGUGUUCUUUACGGGAUUUUGGCAUGGUCCGGCUUUCAUCUAGACGGUGAUUGGAUAAACGAAGGUAAGAAGUACGCUGAUUUAGCGUUGGAGCAUAUGAAUAAGACGUUAAAGGAAUCGAUGGACCGAAAUCAAGGGAAAGACGAUCGACACACUAUUUUGGUUAAGUUAGCUACUUUACUUAUUUUAUGCGGUGCUGAAAUUUGUCGUGGUGACGUUAAAAACUGGUCCAUCUACUUAUACUGGGGCUGGAAAAUAUUAUUCACGAAUGGAGGUAUUCUAAAUUUUAAUCUGACAAAAGAAGAGCAUUGGUUAAUAUCUAACUUCGCAUAUCAUGAUUUAUUGGCUAGUUCCUCGAGUGAAAGAGGUACGUAUUUCCCGUCAGAGGACUAUGAAACUAUAUUUUCGGACCAUGCGGGUCUAUCGCAAGGAAACCUUAACCCCUUGCUUGGUGUCUCUAAGAAGCUCUAUAGAAUAAUUGGAGAUAUUAGCACUUUGGCAUUCGAAAGUAAAAUUAUAUUAAGCCAAUACUACAAUAGAGAUUCUAUAAAUACGAAAACGGGGAUUUCAGAGUCUCCCAUAUUUGGCACUCCAAAGGACAUUAACGACAACGAUUCUGACUUGAGUAUGCACGCGAAAAUGAAUCGUUUGUUAUCGUCGGUUAUAGACAAAGCCAUGGUACUUCAAAUGGAAAUAGACGAAUCAAAGCCUGACCUUACGGACUUGGUAAACCUUACAGAUGAAGAACUAGAAUGGCAAUUGACUCUUUUUGAAGCAUUUCAGAUCAGUGCUAAGUUAUUUCUCAGACAAACUAUUAUGAAAUGCAAUCCGUCAUCAUUGGAAUCUCAGGUACUUGCAAACGAUUUAAUAAAAUGCAUCGACAUAGUAUUGGGUUCCCCGGUGCAGGCAUCUCUAGUGUUCCCGAUGUUCAUGUCUGGUAUCCAUUGCGUUACAACGUAUGAUAGAGAUACGAUGAGACAAAGACUUGAUCAGUUUAUGAAAUUAUAUGGUCCUUGGAAUGUUACAAGAGCGAAAUUUCUUAUGGAGAAAGUUUGGGAGCAGAGUCCCGAGGGUGACAGGGUUGUAGAUUGGCAUUCAAUUCUUAAAGACCUAGGAUGGGAUAUCAACUUUGCUUAA
Molecule: messenger RNA, 2385 nt
Organism: Debaryomyces tyrocola
Lineage: Eukaryota; Fungi; Ascomycota; Pichiomycetes; Serinales; Debaryomycetaceae
Source: the annotation of a GenBank genome assembly